Colletotrichum karsti is the source of this 480-nucleotide messenger RNA. RefSeq names its product arsenate reductase. NCBI's taxonomy places the organism in Eukaryota, Fungi, Ascomycota, Sordariomycetes, Glomerellales, Glomerellaceae. Bases 1 to 480 code for a protein of 159 amino acids. Gene Ontology annotation, molecular function: protein tyrosine phosphatase activity. The transcript is spliced from 2 exons. The record is from RefSeq and is a predicted model, not a curated record. Gene Ontology annotation, cellular component: nucleus; cytoplasm.
AUGGCAGAACCCGCGGCUGCAACUGAAACCCCGCCUUGGUGGGCAGCGUUUCCCGCCCCCAAGGCCAAGUCUCUGGAAAUCGAGGCCGAUGAGGUGAUGAAGCUGCUGGAGGCCCAAGCUGCAGCUGGCAGUGAUAGCUCCCGUGAGUUCCUCCUAGUAGACGUGCGAAGGAAUGAUUGGGAGGGCGGUACCAUAUCGACGUCGAUCAACUUCCCCGCCCAGACUCUGUACCAGACGAGACCCGUCAUCCAUCAGUUGUGUAAGCAGGCUGGUGUCAAGCGUGUUAUAUUUUAUUGCGGUAGCAGUAACGGCCGCGGCCCACGCUCUGCCAACUGGCUGCAAGACUAUUUCGAUGAAAUCGGCGAGACCGCCGUGCAGGCUGUCAUCCUCAAGGGCGGCAUCAAGGGCUGGGUGCGCAAGUACGGCGGCCGUAUGAUGGACUGGUACGACGAGCAGGCCUGGACGGAGGUCGCGAAAUAA